Tachyglossus aculeatus (Australian echidna) is the source of this 3289-nucleotide messenger RNA. RefSeq names its product UV radiation resistance associated (gene UVRAG). Gene Ontology annotation, cellular component: phosphatidylinositol 3-kinase complex, class III, type II; endosome; lytic vacuole. The transcript has 15 exons. Bases 95 to 2176 code for a protein of 693 amino acids. The record is from RefSeq and is a predicted model, not a curated record. Lineage: Eukaryota; Metazoa; Chordata; Mammalia; Monotremata; Tachyglossidae. Gene Ontology annotation, molecular function: SNARE binding. Gene Ontology annotation, biological process: SNARE complex assembly.
GGCGACGGGACUGACCGGCUGGGCCCUGUUCUGCUCCGCCCUGCCCGGGCUCUCGGCGGAUGGUGGCGUCGAGGAGGGUCGCCCCCGGGCUAGGAUGAGUUGCCCCUCGGCGCCCCCCGGGCUGUCCCCGCUGCCCCCCGGACCCGCCGCCUCCGCCGCCACCCGCUCGCUGCAUGUGGAGCUGCCCUCCCAGCAGCGGCGCCUUCGCCACCUGAGGAGCAUCGCUGCCCGGAACAUCGCCGUCACCGGAAGGAACGGCCACCGGCUCCUCGACACCUACUUCACGCUACACCUGUGCAGUGACCGGCAGAUACACAGAGAGUUCUACCGGAGUGAAGUGAUCACCAACUCUCUGAACCCAACGUGGAGGAGUCUGGAUUUUGGAAUCAUGCCUGAUCGGCUGGACACGUCCGUGUCGUGCUUUGUGGUGAGGGUCUGGGCCCGAAAAGAGAAGGAAGAGGAGAGGGAGCAGGAGGAGGAGGCGGCCCCGCAGCUGCUCAUUGAGUGGAAAGUCUCCUUGGACGGGCUGAGAUUCCUGGGCCAGCAGAUCCACGCCCGCAACCAGAACGAACUUAUUUUCGGCUUGAACGAUGGCUACUACGGAGCCCCUUGGGAACAGAAGGGUUAUUCAAGCAGCCACAAGAACAACCUCCUGCACGUGGACCAGAACUGUGUCCGAAACUCCUACGAUGUCUUCUCCCUGCUGCGGCUCCACAGAGCCCAGUGUGCAAUCAAGCAGACUCAGGUAACCGUGCAGAGAAUUGGGAGGGAGAUCGAAGAGAAACUGAAACUCACAUCUACGAGCAACGAGUUGAAAAAAGAGAGCGAGUGCCUUCGACUGAAGAUUCUGGUCCUCCAGAAUGAGCUGGAGCGACAACAGCGAGUCCUGGGGCGCGAGGUGGCCCAAUUACAGAAGCAGCAGCUGACAUUGCGGGACCAAGGCAGUGCGUUCGAGGCAGAGCGCCUGAAGCUCCGACUGCAUCAGGAGGCCCUGCGGGAGCUCAGAAAGGCAUGCACGGCCAAGAGAGAGCAGUUCCUGAAGACCAACGCUCAGCUGACCGUCCGCUGCCGUCAGCUGCUGUCGGAGCUCGCAUACAUCUACCCCAUUGACCUGAACGAGCAGAAGGAUUAUUUUGUCUGCGGGGUCAAGCUGCCCAAUUCAGAAGACUUCCAAGCGAGAGAUGACAGCAGCAUUGCGGUGGCCCUGGGCUACACUGCCCACCUGGUCUCCAUGAUCUCCUUCUUCCUCCAAGGGCCACUCCGGUACCCCGUUGUCCACAAGGGCUCCCGGUCCGCCAUCAAAGACAACAUCAAUGACAAGCUGGCUGAUAAAGAGCGCGAGUUCCCGCUCUACCCCAAGGGGGGAGAAAAGUUGCAGUUCGAUUACGGCGUUUACCUUCUGAAUAAGAACAUCGCGCAGCUGAGAUACCAGCAUGGCCUGGGGACUCCAGACCUGAGACAGACCCUGCCCAACCUCAAGAGCUUCCUGGAGCACGGGCUGAUGGUCAGAUGCGACAGGCAUCACGCCUCCAGCGCCAUCCCCGUGCCCAAGCGACAGAGCGCUACCUUCGGGAGCGCCGACGCUGGCUUCUCUGGCGGCCCCCCUUCUCCGGCCCCAGCGCUGCGGAAACGAGCCAGUUCAGAGAGCGAAAGACUGCCGUGCCGAACGCCACCGCCCAGCUACGACUUGGCGGUGGCCCAGCCCACCCCCGGCGCCCGCCACGGAGAGGUAGAGCGGGACUCGGUCUCCCCCUCCUUGAGCCCCUCCUUGGACUUCCCCGAAGGAAGCGAGAGGCGAGGACAGGGGGCAGGGGGCGGCUCCGCCGAGGAGGCCUGGGGGGGCCGGGCCGGCGGCCCCGGGCAGCACGAGGGGCUCACCGACCACCCGGGCGCCGUCAAUGGGACGCUUCUCCCAAGCGAGCCCGCGGGCCCCGCCGCGGGCGCCGAUUUCUGCUGCACGGUGGAGCGGGCCGAGGAGAUCAUCGGGCUGGAGGCCACGGGGCUCAGCGCGGGUGGCCAGCUGGAGGCUUUCGGCUGCAUCCCGGUGGACAGCGCCGUGGCCGUGGAGUGCGACGACCAGGUGCUGGGGGAGUUCGAGGAGUUCUCGCGCCGGAUCUACGCGCUGAACGAGAACGUGUCCAGCUUCCGCCGGCCGCGCAAGGGCUCCGACAAGUGAGCCGAGGCCGGGGGGCCGGCGGGAGGCACCGGCCAGGGGAGGGCUCAGCCGCUCGACCUACAGUUGGCGACGCACCUUCGUUCCGGGUUGACUGUGGGACGGGAGAGAGAGCAGCCAACAGGCCGAGAGGGAGUGUAGACCCCCGGGGGGCUGAGAGGGCACUCGCAGAACCUGUGGAUUCUGCUGGGCAGGUCAGCCCCCGGCCCCGUCCACCCAGGACCCCUGUGGAUUCCCUGGGGCAGGCCAGCCCCCGGCCCCUGCCCACCCAGGACCCCUCAGCGUUCCCCAGGACCAGCGUCUUGGUCCCUGACCACUCAGAUCGCCACUGGCUCAAAGCUCAACCCCGCAACGUUUAUCUGCUUCUGCUAUUUACGGUUCCAUUUUCAUCUGGGAAGGGUACGGUCCUCACUAAGGUCCACAUGCUCCCUCCCCCCCAGCUUGCCGCUUGCCUCAGUUUCCCAACCUUUUGGGAAUCAUUGCUGGAAAUUAUAGACUGUCCCAAGGCCUUUGUCCUCCUGAGGAGUCUGGACCCCUUUCCCUAACGGGUGAAGGAGUCUGUAAGGUCAGCCUUCCCUCCCAUCUGCCCUUUCAAGAUCUCAGGUCUCUGAAUACACUCCCAUAAUCUCACACGCACAAGCAUGUGCAUAUGCGCGCGCACACAGGCACACAACACCGCACCUCCCCUCCCUCGUCCCUCCCUCCCCACACGCACCGCCGCCUCUGGUCCUGCCCCGUCGCGUACCACGUGCGCCUCAGGUAUCGGUGGGUCACCGCCGAUCGGCCGCCUUCCGGGGCUUGACCGCCCUCUCUGCAGCUGGCCCGAAGGAAGGGUAAGGCAGUGUCAGAGGGAUCUGGGUGUGGCCCCCCGGUUCUCUUGGGGUGCAGCUCACCUGCAGGCAGAGGAUCACUUCCACACAGAGCCCCGGCACCGACCGGUUUGGACGGUGAGGGCCGGCAGCCGGAGCUUGCCGACAGUCUGACGGUGGAGGGGGCCUGAUGGCCGAUUCACGGGAGCCCCUCGUGUCCCCGGGCUGGGUGUCACACUGGGGCUCCCUGUCAGCCCCCUCUGGCUGCCGCCUGCCCCCCACCCCACCCCCUCGCUCUGGGUACUCU